CACCGGAGCGACAUUGUUGUCUUCUCGAGAGGCUCUACGAUCUCAUGCAUGCGGGCUGUUUGGUUGCGUGCCGCACUGCGCGAGACGCGCACGCCACACCGUUAUGAUAUCGGGGCAGGUUUGGUUUCAUGGCAUGAACUGUCAGACUUUAGGCCCGCCAGUUUUGACAUUUUUUAGGUGGCGUUUGGUUAUCUGCCCUUGGUUAUGAUGUGCAAAAGUUUUUGAACAGUCAACCACUUGUCGUAAAGAAUUUCCCUGGUAAUUUUAGAGGAUUAGAAUCCUAACCAAAAUAAAUAAAUCAUAUGUGGGUUGUCUGAUUUGUAGGAUUAGUUCCUAUAUAAAAAACUUCUAAACGAUUUCUCACAUAAGAAAUUUUACGGAUUUGCUAUUUUAUAGUCGACUGUUUUUCAAUUCGUUGUCAAUCAAAUCUUUGUCUGUUCGAUCUUUGCUCUGAGAUUCACGCUCGGUCUGCUGUUUUUUGCGUUGGUUUUUGUUAUCGGGCGCGGUUUUCUUCUUCCGCCCGUUUUCCUGGGCCCGCCCCGUCCCGGCCGGGCACUGUUGGUUUUUUGUCUUUUUUGAAUUUGGGAGCGGGGUGUCUACCUGUCUGGUCGUUCCCCUUUCUCAUCCCUUCGCAUUUGGAUAAGGCAGAGAGAGAGAGAGACGUCGAGCAGAGGAAGAGGGGGAGGCGAUUGCUUGCGUUCAUGGUGAUUUCGAGCUCAUCCACCGUAGGAUACUGAUUUCUCCCUCUUCUUCUCCUCGUCCGCGGGCUGCUCUGGUUCCUUUUCCUUGUCUCUCGCGCUUUGCCCAUGCUUUUUUGUGGCCGUGUAGUUCCAGAUCUGGUGAUUUUUUUGGCUUCAUGGAUCCGCGGCAUGUGAUUUUUGUGGUCCGCGGGAUGUGCAUGUCGAUGUCGUGGUGUUCUAGUCCGCCAUGGUGCCAUGGUUGUUCGUGUGAGUUUUGGGAGGAGCCUGCAGUGCGCCUUGUGUAGUCUUCUGUUAUUGUUGUGGGGCGCAGACCAAAUUCCGGGCCGAUUGUGUUCUCGUUGUUGAUUUGUAGGUAGGUGUAGAGAAUAAGUUCUGCUGCUGUCGAUGUGGAGGUAGCUUAGUAGGCUUUAGUUCCCAGUUGUGGAUCCCGUAACUUGUCUCUGAAGGUGGAGGUGUGGUUAUAGUCCCUGAAUUUCUUCAUGUUUGUUUACGAUUUGUCCCACGAUGUUGUUCAUUCUGAUGGUUAAUGGACUUCUCUGCAGCUUGUUAGACCAAGGUUUUGUGUACCCUCUUGAAUUUCAUGGGUGUUAGACCAAGGUCUUGUAGAGCUAGUAUCUCAAUGGCCAGACUAUGGAAAAUCUCAGCCAAGGAUGUUCCGCAAGUUUCUUGGGUUGAGAGUCCUGAUUCUUCAAAAGAUCCUUUCGUGCCUAAUGAUUUCGCUGAUAAGAAUGUUAUGUCUUUGGAUUUCUCUGCUGAUGAUGCAGAGUUUGAUAAAGCACUUUACAAUUUCUAUGUGAAUAGUUUGGUUCUUUUGCUUGUGUUUGUUCCAGAUCUAUGUCAGUUCAUGUCGCCCUCUCGCCAUCUGGUGCAGCCGCUGGUAGGUGUGAUUGCUAGGUCCUCUGUGGUUGUUGUGGUCGUCCCCCACACGCUCCUGUUGUAGUUUGUAGAUGUAGCGGUUGUUUUCCCUUUGUCUCUGUAGAUGUAGCAUGACGGAUUUCUGUAGAUGUACCUGUAGGUGCUAGAUUCUGUAGAUGUAGCAUGCGGGAUUUCUAUAGAUGUUCUGCUCAUGGUCUUGUAGGUGAGGUUCAUGUAGAUGCCUAGCUCUUUCCUGCUGAUGUCCCUGAUGCUACCUGAUGCUUCUGCGUGUUCUCCUGCUCAUGUCAUGAUACUACCUGCUCAUGUCAAGCUUUUUGUAGUCCAUGAAUUCGACUCCUGAUUUGUUGUUGCGAGCUAUUGGUGUUUAGUUCCCCUUGUACAAUGUUUGUUUACGUCUAUCAGGCAUGAAUUUUGAGUUUAAUUUCA
Molecule: messenger RNA, 2003 nt
Organism: Triticum dicoccoides
Lineage: Eukaryota; Viridiplantae; Streptophyta; Magnoliopsida; Poales; Poaceae
Exons: 4
Coding region: 1282-1641 (119 amino acids)
Source: RefSeq, a predicted model, not a curated record